Cercospora beticola is the source of this 2772-nucleotide messenger RNA. It is a transcript of the gene TOA1, whose product is annotated as transcription initiation factor IIA large subunit. Lineage: Eukaryota; Fungi; Ascomycota; Dothideomycetes; Mycosphaerellales; Mycosphaerellaceae. Gene Ontology annotation, biological process: transcription initiation at RNA polymerase II promoter; transcription by RNA polymerase II. Gene Ontology annotation, cellular component: transcription factor TFIIA complex. The record is from RefSeq and is a predicted model, not a curated record.
CCAUCUGCAUAUGACGAUGCCUCCUGGUUGUGACUGCUGAAGUGAGGGAGGGCGACUAGCGCGCGGCUGUAGCCGAGCAGCCGAACUACUUAAAGCGGGCUGUUGCAACACAGCCAAAGACACCAACGUGCUGUGCAGGGCGAAACAGCGAACAGGCCGGCGACACCACCUCCGACACACUGGAAGGUGGCAGGGGACGAUAGCACUGAAUAAUAGACCACAUAUUUCCUACCGCCACGACCUUUGCGCCGCACACGAAGCGCUCGCGCUCCUCCGAACGCCGCAUCUCCAGGCGGUAACGCCAGGCCUUUGUUGCGCCAGCGGAUUGACCAGCGACAAUAUAUCCAGCAGGCCACGACGAUAUCCUUCCGCCGUUGAUCCCUCGAUCUCCGCGUCUGCUACCGCACUCUGACCGCCAACAUGACCAAUACGCUCGUGGGCGACGUCUACCUCAAGAUCAUUGAGGAGGUCGUAGCAGCGUCGCAGGCCGACUUCGAGGAGAGCGGCGUGGGUUCGCAGACAUUGGGCGAGUUGCAGCAGGAAUGGCAGAACAAGCUGUCACAGCGUGGUGUUGCGCAGAUGCCAUGGGACCCGAAGCCGCAACCUCCGCAGCCGCCGCAGCAACAAAUCGCACCAACUAAUCCCAGCGGCAAUGUGAAUGGCAUGCCUGCCAAUCCUUAUGCCAGCUAUGACGCCUCUCAGGCUGCCUCAAACGGUCAGCGAGUCAAAACUGAACCCGGUAUGGAGCACCAAUACCAUGGCCUUCCAAAUGGCAACUACGGCCAAAACAACGGCCAGCCGAUCCCUGUGCAAGGUGGCGCUGCUCGAGCACAGCAAUUGGUUCAGCAGCAGUUUGGAAAUGCAGCAGCACCGUCUUUGGCUGCCAUGCAACGUGGUGGUCUCGCAUUGCCAGGCCAGCAACAACAGCAGCCGAAACCACAACCGAUGCAGCUGCCACAAGGUAGUCCAGCACAGCAACAGUUCCAACAAGCGCAACAAGCUGCAAUGGCGCAACAGCAGCAGCGGCUGCACCAGCAACAAGCUCAACCUCGCAUCAAGGUCGAAAAUGAUAGUCCACAGCUUCAGCAGGGCCAGUUCCAGCAUCCAAACUACCCCCAGACCGAUGGAGCUACUGAAGAGGACGAUCUUGCGCAAUGGCGCGCUGUGCUCGCCGAGAGACGAGCUGCUCACGCACAGCAGGCACAUCAAGCCGAUCGCAUGAUGCGAGACCAAGUCCUGAGCCUUACAGCUGACCUGUCGAGCGGCUUGAUGGUGCCUCUUGGCGAGCAGCCUUCGUUGCGGAUCAAGAAUAAGAAGCGGUCCACCACCACUUCUGCCGCUGGACCUUCGAUCCCACAGCUCGAUGGAGAUGAAGACGAGGACGAGGAUAAGGGCGUCAAGGAUGAGGACGAUCCCGAUGCCAUCAACUCCGACCUCGAUGACGACGACGAUGAUGGUCAAGGCGCUAUGGGCGACGAAGACGAUGAUCUCGGCGACAGCAUCCUGUGUACGUACGACAAGGUUCAACGCGUCAAGAACAAGUGGAAGUGCACACUCAAGGACGGUGUCAUGAGUGUCUCUGGGAAAGAAUGGGUCUUCCACAAGGGUAUGGGAGAGUUUGAGUGGUAAUUGAAUCACGUCGAAUACCCGAACACCUGAGCACACAAUGGCCGUGCAGUAAGCAGAUCUCUGGAUCGCGCUGCUCUACCUCUAUCAGGUCUCCCAGCCAUCCUGAGGACCAACACAGCUUAUCGGCCAAUAUUGUUUCACACAAUGAUACCCUACCAACAGACCCCAGGGCCAGGGAGGGAUGGAGGGAUGGAGAGGAUUUCUACGUGACGCGACACCGCGUUAAUUUUCAUUAAGGGUUGGCAUAGAUUGAGCACCACAGCCACUACCACUGUUAUCUGCUUGUUUUGUUUUGCUUGCGGCCCCGCGAGAUUCCAGGCACCACCGCGAGGAAACUACGUUUGAUGUACAAAUAGAAUAAGACAAGGCACGGAAAAUGAGAAUGACACUGAUGAUGAAUUAUGCUUCAGUGCUCACAAACUUCGGACGAGAUCUCGUGCUUUGGGAAUGCUCGCGUCGUUAUGUCAUAGCGCGCACUUCUCCUCUUCUUCUGCUUGCUGACUGACUAGAUCUAUCUCUUGCCUGGAUGCGAUCCCCCCCUGCCGUAGUCCCGGCCACUCCUCAAUCUCCUUCGCAAUAGCGAACCUGACAAGCCAUCGCGAACCGCCUGUAUGGCGCCGUCUUGCGUCCUGAGCUCUGUGCUCGUGCAAUCAAUGGCGAUUGGAGCAUCCUUCUCAUGCCAUCCCUCUUCGCUUGUCGCUGCGUUCGUUUGUCAGGCGCCCUCAAGCACUGGCAAUGCCUCGACAUGCGCGGCGGGUAGCGAUGCAGCGAACAGGCUGCUCGGAGGCUCGCCCAGUCCGACUCUUGCCCAUGCCGCUUUUUGCCUCGAGACCAUGCUCUGCUCAUCGCACUUGCAAUGGCAGAACCCCGUCUCGAAUCGUACCAUACUUCUUUCCUCACGAAGAUUUCUGGCUUUAGUGCAUGCAACGAUUUCAAGUCACAAACCAACCACCUCUGAUAUCCGCCUCAUCCAUGCCAAAGCCGAACACGAUUCGGAAUAAAUCUCUCAUCCAAGCCCACUGCUCACUAUUGCCCAGCCACCUUACACUCUUGGCGACUUCGACUGCAGUUACGCGUUUCGAGGACAUCGCAUGUGCAUUUUUCAAACUCUGAUCAUUGACUACAAGUUUCUUGUAGAAGCUC